This is a messenger RNA of Fusarium mangiferae, 1386 nucleotides long. RefSeq lists its product as uncharacterized. The transcript has 2 exons. NCBI's taxonomy places the organism in Eukaryota, Fungi, Ascomycota, Sordariomycetes, Hypocreales, Nectriaceae. The record is from RefSeq and is a predicted model, not a curated record. Bases 1 to 1386 code for a protein of 461 amino acids.
AUGGGUAUGCUUCGCCUCUUUUUUGUUAUCCUGGUCGCAGGGGCCUAUAUUGCUGUGGCCCAGCAGCAGCCUUUUCAUGCUUCUAGAAAUGAUGUUUUGUCGGUGGAUAUACUUCCUUCGCUUCCAGAGUCUUUCAAUCCUAUUCCAACCACGGUCGUGACUGUGGACUGUCUUUUCUGUUCUUCCACAGACGAUGGGGAGGUCUCGUCUUCCACUCGGUUUGACACUACGAUAUAUACACAGAUAUUCAGCAUUGGGACCGAGUUCCCUGAGCCGUCUGCACCCUCUGAACCGUCAGGUAUUGUAUCUGCAGAGGCCUCUGGCACGGUAAUAUGUGCACCUCAUUGUCAAACCUUUGUGACUGUUCCUUGGAAGAGUGGUGAAUCAAAGGUUGCCCCUCUUACUCCCGUCCCAGUGGCAACCUCAUGCAUCACGAUAUUCAACACUCCUAUUCCUAUUCCCCUACCCACAACAGAUAUGUGGACUCCGGUUGUACCCUCGCCUUCUCUAUCAACAUCGACGUCGUGCUCAACUACGGAGACGGACUUGUCUCCUUGGACAUGGAAUAUGCCUGGGCCUUCACUAUCGACAGAACUAGCUUCGAGCGGCCUAGGAAUACCUCCGUGGACAUCGGCAGCAACGGAGGAGGCGACGGUUGUUACUGAAUCGACAUCAGGCGCUACAGUAGUCCUACCUAGCGGCGCAGAGAUAACACCAACGUGGUCAUUCGUGUCUGUUCAGACAUCUCCAGCUACGGAAGUAUCAGCGUCGACAUGGACAUCAACGUCAACGCUGACUGAAGAGGUUCCUGUCUCAGAACCAUGUACAACAGAGAUCACGGUCACAAUGACCAAGACCUUCUACGAGACAUGGGAGUCCAAGACACUUCAGAUAGCCACGCUAUCUCGUACGGUAUCAACCACCAUCGAAACAGUGAUAGUGGAAGCGUAUUCUACGUCGACAGGAGAGGUUGUGGUCGAAGGCACGAAGACGGAGUUAACAACCGUUGAGGCUGUUAGUUCGGGUGUAGACUGUUCGGAGGCUGGAAAAUGUUGCGCUGCUUGUUCAGCUACCGCAGAGUCUAUUGGAGUUGAGACGACGACUUCAACUCUCGUGGGAACAUACACGACUGUCGAGGAGUAUGUGUCUUCUGCUGGUGGCUCUUGGGUGCCAACCGAGUCUCCCUCCGGGACUGCAGUCGCCCCUGGCACGGAGGGCUCGAUUCCCACAACCUCAGAGACACUUACAGAGACAACAACCAUAUCUGGAUCGUACGCUGAGUCGGAGACAGCCGGUCCAACGUCCGUUCAGACUGCGGGAGCCGCCCAUGUGACGGCAGCUGUGGGAAUAGGGGCUAUUUUCGGUCUAAUGGGUUUGUUGGCUUGA